Messenger RNA from Trichoderma citrinoviride, 984 nucleotides. Its product is annotated as Clavaminate synthase-like protein. Bases 1 to 984 code for a protein of 327 amino acids. Gene Ontology annotation, molecular function: dioxygenase activity. The transcript is spliced from 4 exons. The record is from RefSeq and is a predicted model, not a curated record. NCBI's taxonomy places the organism in Eukaryota, Fungi, Ascomycota, Sordariomycetes, Hypocreales, Hypocreaceae.
AUGUUCCAGCAGCUCGAUUUCUCCGUCUUUCACAGCGAUAAUGCCGCUGAGAGGGAGGGGCUUUGCAGUCAACUGGUGUCGAACCUGAAGCAAUUUGGUUUCGCUCGAUUGGUCAACGUUGGCAUUCCGCUGGGAGACAUUGACAGAGCCUUCGAAAUAAGCCGAGUUUUUUUCCAACUACCCUUGAGCGAGAAGUUGAAAUCUCCCCACCCUCCCACAGCCAACCCCCACAGAGGUUACAGUGCAUUCGGCAUUGAGAACGUCUCAGCCAUCUCAAAUCACGGCACAUGCAUAGCAAGGCCUCUGCUCAAAGACAUGAAGGAGUCUUACGACAUUGGGUCCCAAGAAGAUGCGCUCUAUGACAAUAUAUGGCCGCCCCCCGGUGUGCACGACGCGUUUCAACCGGCUUUCACAUCCUUCUUCUCAACCUGCUAUCGCGCUCAACUGUCCAUCCUGAAAGCCAUCUCCAUUGGGCUGGCGCUCCCCGAGCAAACUUUGAGCCAGCUUCACACGGAACAAGCCAACGAGCUACGCUUGACCCAUUAUCCUACCGUGCCACGUGGUGAUUUUUCCCACUCAACUCGCAUUGCCGCUCACACUGAUUUCGGUACCAUUACUUUAUUAUUCCAGGACGACGUCGGUGGAUUGCAAGUGGAGUUGCCGUCCGGAAGUGGGAAGUUUGUUGAUAUCGCGAGUGGAGGACGAUAUGAGUGCAUUCUCAAUGUCGGAGACUGCCUGCACUUGUGGACCGGUUUGCGUAGCGCGAGACAUCGCGUGCAUUUACCUGCUUCGGGUAACGCAGGUAAGACGGCGGAUUCAGAGGAUGAUGUGGUUGACGAACGCUACUCCAUCGCCUACUUCGCCAAGCCCAAUCGAUCAGCGAGUUUGCGUCCUUUACUGCAAGACGCAGGGGCAAGGGCAGAAGGUGUGUCAUAUAUGACCGCCGGCGAGUUUCAACAAAUGAGAAUAUCAGGAACGUAUUAG